UAAACAGCUCUUAGCACUCAGUCAUUAUAGCUUAAAUCAACAACACCAGAAAUUAAAGAAAAAGUGUUAUUGGAAGUCUGUUCUUAUUUGGAGUUCAAAGAGUGCGAUAGACUCAUACAUUUAUUUGAAUAUGAACUCAAAUUCCGAAAAUAUUCAGUAUUCUAGCAAAGAAGAUUGCAUAUUAAUGCUUUUAGCUACCGGUGAAAAAACAACCUUAGGCGAAGAUAUCCAAAAGGUAUACCUCACAUGGCAAAAUCUCGAAUUUUUACACAGAAAGAACUUCAAUUUUUACAUGACCAGUAUGUUAGACGGGCCUUCUAAGUACCUUUAUGAGUCACUUAUGCAAGCCUUUGAAAUAUGGGAUGAUAUACAAAACCAAUAUGGAGCACCUGGUUGGAAUGUUAAAGAUUCAUCACUAAAUUCAGUAAUGAAAAGUAUGGAUGAGGAACUUUCAAACUUGCUUUACGCCAUGGAAUUGGUGUGGAAAAUGCGUAUCAAAGACAUUUUAACAUUGCGAAAGAAUGAAAUGGACGCAAAUGUUGAAAAUAUUAAAAUAACCCGAGCUUCGGAUCUCAACUCUGCCCUUGAAAAAGGAGAGAAUAGGAGGGGUAUGCUUGAAAAAUGUCCGGCAUGGAUACAAGAGCAAAGUGAAAGUGGAGAGGUAAUUACAGAUUGCUCACAAAUGAACGCUAAAAUGCAAGACAUACUGUGCUCAUGUAAAGAAGAGCAUCUGGAGAGCAAUUGCGAGUCUCAGCUAAGGAUUUCUAACCCUAAAUUGAGACAGUUUCAGGAAAAUAAAAAUAAAGUACAAGAUGAUAACCAAGAAGCAGAGAUAAAAGACUGCGAUACUCUUUUUCCAAUGGCAGAACUUCACGAGACUCCCACACCCGGCAGUUUUAUGCUUGCAAAUGAUUCUGAUAUGGAGUAUGAAGAAGAAGUUCACGUGAGAAAUUUGUUUCUCAGCGAAUCUCGAGAUGAUUCUGAUUUUGAGAGACAGGUGAGUCCACUGAGAAGCGAAGAAGAGGAUUGAUUUAGGGGUGACAUUUCAGUGAAAAAAAUAGUGGCACCCAUAUUA
Stegodyphus dumicola is the source of this 1075-nucleotide messenger RNA. RefSeq lists its product as uncharacterized. NCBI's taxonomy places the organism in Eukaryota, Metazoa, Arthropoda, Arachnida, Araneae, Eresidae. The record is from RefSeq and is a predicted model, not a curated record.